AGUGAAUUCCAAGGAGACUCAUGGGGAAGCUGCCAGCCUGACAUGUGUAAUUUACUGAUGAAGAUUGGUGCCAUGGAGGCCAGGAUGACAGCUAGUGAAUCUAAAGUGGAUACACUACACACCAUGAAUCAAGGUCUUGCAUUGCAACUGAGAAACACUGAGACCAGACUGACCACCACAGAGAUUGAGCUGAGAAACACUGAGACGAGACUGAGCACCAGUGAGAAGCAGGUGGAAGAACUGAAGGAGAAUGCAGUCAAAGAACAGGUGGUCUUCUCAGCUGGAUUUGGAUUUGAUGGUAACUACGGACACUUCAACACUGAGAUAACCCUGGUCUACAAAAAGGUCUUCAUCAACAUUGGCAACGGUUACAACAAGAUAACAGGUAUCUUUACAGCACCAGUACGUGGAGUCUACCACUUCACAUUCUAUCAUCACCAUUUGACCAUCAACAGAUGUCAAGCAUCACUGAAUAAAAAUGGGAUGGUCAUUUCAUCUAUUGCUUGUGAGAAAAACUAUGGAAUGGCCUCUAAUGGUAUCACAGUUCAGUUGGAGGUGGGAGAUCAGGUCUAUAAUCCCACUGUUCCUCCAUGUCUUUACCACUGCCCCCUACUGGCCCCCACUGUUCCUACAUGUCUUUACCACUGCCCCCUAUAG
Messenger RNA from Esox lucius (northern pike), 657 nucleotides. RefSeq lists its product as uncharacterized. Bases 43 to 657 code for a protein of 204 amino acids. Gene Ontology annotation, molecular function: protein binding. Lineage: Eukaryota; Metazoa; Chordata; Actinopteri; Esociformes; Esocidae. The transcript has 5 exons. The record is from RefSeq and is a predicted model, not a curated record.